Molecule: messenger RNA, 741 nt
Organism: Theileria orientalis strain Shintoku
Lineage: Eukaryota; Apicomplexa; Aconoidasida; Piroplasmida; Theileriidae
Exons: 2
Coding region: 1-741 (246 amino acids)
Source: RefSeq, a predicted model, not a curated record
AUGGUUGAUUGGAUUCGUUUUGAUAAAAAUCGCAAGAUUGACCCAUACACGAACUCGCAGUUUGGGUCUACCAAGCGCGAGAUCAUAAAUAAUAUGUUAUUUUUUAACUAUAUAUACAUCAAGAGCGACGUUCCCCUGUGUGUUUACUACCGGAGGUGUGUUAAGUUAGUGAGGUCACACAUUCUCAUGGAAUCUUCAAUUUUGAGUCAGGAAUCUUUCAAAGGUCAUAGCUAUAACCUAAAUAUAGAUGAUUUGAGGACCAAAAACAAUAUAUAUGUACAUAUUAGUGACAAACACCGAAACGGAGAUUCCAUAGACACAAACAGCACAACCAAUGGUCAAAACCAACAACUUAACCGUGAGGGAAUCAGGAUAUGUGCAUCUGGCUCCUGUGUUCGAAAGGCGCUUUAUCUACUCCAGGAUAUACUCACAUUUUUGUCAAAUUAUUACUUCACAGACUCGCCAUCACUUUUAGCGAACAAGCCGAAACAUUCAAAGUCAAGUAAACGUAAAAAGCCACUGCACGCAGACAGGAGCGAAAGUAUAAAAACUUUAGAUACCGAGUCCCCGAGUUCAUCAAAUAAGGAGGCACUUGAACAGGAACUGAAAAGGUUGUUCGACGUUGAAAUUUCGACGGAUACAAUACAUUCGGUUGACGACACCUGGAGUUUCGAAGCAACUUCGAAUGAUUUCGACAGCGCCAAAGGAAAGGUGUGUAUCAUCAAUAACAAUAACGAUUAA